AUAGCCGGACGAAUUGGACACGUUUACGAAAAAAAAGUUGAUACAUAAUUGCAUGCGGUACUAGCGGGCAACAGAGUCACACUCACAAAGAUGUCACAAAAUCAAUCAUAUUUCUGGCAGACGACCAGACGCAAUGUAUACCUGAAGCGAUCAGCCAAAUGGAAAAUGGCCAUGGCAUUAAUGGUGGUGCUCACAUUCUCCACCAUCUGUGCGGCAGAAUCAAAUCCGGAUGGAGACAAGAAUGCUGCAAUUAUUGCCGAUCUGAAGGAGAAUGUGGAGCAAGAACAGUUACUGAAAAUGGGAACGGCAGUAACUGGCACAGAAGAUAAAUUGGCGGAUAAGGAACGGGAUGUCAACAUAAAGGGAUCAUUUAUCGAUGCUUUUACAGCAUCGAUCUCUGUUAUAUUGUUAACAGAGCUAGGCGAUAAGACUUUCUUUAUUGCUGCCAUUAUGGCGAUGCGCCACCCGCGUUUGAUUGUCUUUGGCGGUGCCAUUGCCGCCUUGGCCCUAAUGACGGUUCUCUCGUGCGUAUUCGGCUUGGCAGCAAACUUUAUUCCUAAGCUUUAUACGUAUUAUAUUUCUACUGCAUUAUUUUUAAUAUUCGGUUUAAAAAUGUUGUAUGAUGGUUACAAAAUGAAACCAACCGAUGCCCAAGAGGAACUCGAAGAGGUCCAAAGCGAUCUGCGCAAGCGUGAGGAUGAGCUAAUGCGCAAAGCGACUCGAAAAUACGAGGAUCCCGAUGCGAAGCGCAAGAACAGCAACUCGGACAAAGAGGAUGCCGGAGAAACGCUGAGCGAAGGCAAAGUGAGCGUUGUGCCCAAGGCAAAUUCCAGCAAUGGCUCCGAGAUGCAGCAUCGCCAACGCAAGCCCACCAGCAACAGUAACAGCAGCAGCAACAACAAUAAUAAUAAUAUUACCACCAAUAACUCAACUAAUGUUAAGCAAACGAGCUGUGAUAAAACUGGCAACGAUGUGGACUAUCAUAACACCGAGGUGCUGCUCAGGGACGGGGGCCGUGUGGUUGAACAAUUGAAAAUGACCACGUUCAAUGGCAGUCCGGCGCACUCGGCAUCGAUCGCCUCAUCAAACCAGACCGAACAAACCCAUUGUGAUAGCCCCCGCAGCAUUGGCAACAACAAUCCGGCUGCUUCAGAGGAGCAGAAUGGCAAAACGGAGCCACGUGCUCCGCUAGCCGGACAUGAUAGCAUGCAUAGUUUAAAUACCAUCGAGGAAGGCGAGCUUAAGACACGGCUGGACCGUGAUGUGAAUACUGCACUGGUGAAUGAUCCGGAAAGCGGACGCCGUGGCAAGGGGCAACGUCGUGGUGCCACCUAUUUUACCAUGCGCAUUCUUGCCCAGGCCUUUACGAUGACCUUUCUUGCCGAAUGGGGCGAUCGCUCUCAAUUGACAACUAUUAUUCUAGCUGCCAGCAAGGACGUCUAUGGCGUUAUUUGUGGCGGCAUUCUUGGCCAUUGCAUUUGCACUGGCCUGGCUGUGAUUGGCGGUCGUCUCGUGGCUUCCAAAAUCUCGGUGCGCACUGUUACCAUUGUGGGUGGCAUUGUAUUUAUUGGCUUUGCCAUUUAUGCGGUUGUCAUGCCACCAGAUGAUCUAUAGAUCUACUCACAUGAUUUAUAUUGAUUGCACACUAGCCCCUUGUUGAUGACCACCACCCCCUAAGAUGAAUUAUUAUGAAUUUUAGUUGUAGUUUGCGAGGAGCAAUAGGCAUUAUAAAUUACUAUUUCUGUUUCAUAUUUGGUUUGUAAAUUUAUAGUUGAAAAGCGCCGCUUGCUAACCCAAAGUGCCUUCAGUGCUUUUCGCUAUAGCCAUGACAUACAAAUUGCGUUGCCAAGCCAAGGAAUUUUUAUGUUUUCGCCAGGCCAAUAACACCAUUUGUAGCAGUCACAUUUGAUCCCAAUCUAAUCAUUUUUUGUCGAAUUAAGUAUUAAAGUUUCUUUUUGUAAAUAUGCAUGCUUGUUAACUGUAUGGCCUAAGCUCCUCUUAAGUAGCUCAUUUCAAUUCCUAAUUUGUAUUUAUGUAGCAAUGUUUACUUAAAAAAAAAACAACAAAAUAUGAGAUAAAAAUGUUUACGGAUGAUUUACGUAAUUUUUUAAAAGAAGAAAAUAGCGAAAGAGCAAAACUAAAUAAUGAA
Drosophila grimshawi is the source of this 2149-nucleotide messenger RNA. Its product is annotated as transmembrane protein 165. Gene Ontology annotation, cellular component: Golgi apparatus. NCBI's taxonomy places the organism in Eukaryota, Metazoa, Arthropoda, Insecta, Diptera, Drosophilidae. Gene Ontology annotation, molecular function: manganese ion transmembrane transporter activity; calcium ion transmembrane transporter activity. Gene Ontology annotation, biological process: Golgi calcium ion transport; manganese ion transmembrane transport; Golgi calcium ion homeostasis. The coding region runs from base 91 to 1614 and encodes 507 amino acids. The record is from RefSeq and is a predicted model, not a curated record. The transcript is spliced from 6 exons.